Mesorhabditis belari is the source of this 1200-nucleotide messenger RNA. The record is from the annotation of a GenBank genome assembly. Lineage: Eukaryota; Metazoa; Nematoda; Chromadorea; Rhabditida; Rhabditidae.
AUGUACUUGCGAUUCGGAUUCGGUCUCUUGGUUCUCGCUCUUGCUGCCUCUGCUGAGGUUCGCGGUCGGCGUCAAUCCUCGUGCGGAUGCCAAGCUGUUGUGACGAACGAUCAGUGCCAAUGCCAGCCUAGCCAACCCUCAUGCAAAUGCCAACAAGUUCAAGCUAUCGCCACCACUGCUGCUCCAUGCGCUUGCCAGCCAGUCACCACUCCGGCUCCAGUCUCGUGCCAUACUUGCCAGACUCAAUGCGUCUCUUCGUGCAUGACCGUUCUCACCUUCCAACAAUGCCAGCCACAAUGCCAACAGACUUGUGCCCCAGUUUGCCAGUCGCCACCAACCACCACCCCAGCCUACUCCAUGCCUAUGUGCAACUGUCAGCAAACUUGCCAACCUGUCUGCCACCAACAGCCAUCUCAAUGCCAGUCUUGCCAGAACACUUGCCAAGUCGCUCUCUGCCCGCAGAUGACUGUCACCACUACAACCACCACUGCCGCUCCUAUGUGCGCCCCUACCUGCAUGAAGGCUUGCUUCAAGAUGUGCAUGGACACCCCAUCUCAAUGCUCUGCCUGUGAACAAACCUGCUGCGCCCCACCAACCACAACCACCAUGGCUCCAGUUCUCAUCAACCUCUCGUUCUCUCAAUGUGUCCCAAUCUGUCAGCAACAAUGCCAGCCAGUUUGCGCCUCGCAGCCCGCUCAAUGCCAACCUUGCCAAUCUGGAUGCCUCGCUGUCUGUCAGCCAACCACCACUCCUGCUCCAUCUUGCGCUCCUCAACAGUGCCAACAACAAUGCCAGCCUGUCUGCCAACAAGUCCCAUCUCAAUGCGGAGCCUGCCAGCAAACUUGCAUCCAACAGUGCCAGCCAACCACCACCACGACUACAACCACGCCAGCUCCUCAAAUCAUUCAAGUGAAAGUCCGCAUCGAUCAAUCCACUCAAUGCAUGCCUCAAUGCCAGAACGCUUGCCAAUCCCAGUGCCAAGCCGCCGGUCAACAGUACCAGCAAUGUCAGCCAGCCUGUGAGCAAAGCUGCACCACCACCUGCCAGCCAACCGUCACCGCUUGCAUCACUCAAACCACCCAAACCACCCAGAUCAGCUACUUGACUGCCGUUCAGCAGCAACAGCCAGCUCAACCCUCGUGCUCUUGCCAACAGGGAUACGCUCCAUGCAACUCGGGAACUCAAUGCUGCCGUCGUCGC